Messenger RNA from Prunus avium (sweet cherry), 3809 nucleotides. It is a transcript of the gene PAT2, whose product is annotated as protein affected trafficking 2. Lineage: Eukaryota; Viridiplantae; Streptophyta; Magnoliopsida; Rosales; Rosaceae. Gene Ontology annotation, cellular component: AP-3 adaptor complex; membrane coat. The record is from RefSeq and is a predicted model, not a curated record. Gene Ontology annotation, biological process: intracellular protein transport; vesicle-mediated transport.
AAUUUUGGGGCGCGUCCAAACAGCUCCUCAUCUCUGGUUCUACUGUCAGGGUGACCCUCCGCGAUCACAACUCUCAGACAGUCAUCUUCCCUCUCUAUUUCUCUCACGCUCUCAGACCCAUAGAGAGAGAGCUUAGCUUUUAGGAGCUGAAGCGAGGAAAAAUAUGUUCCCUCAAUUCGGCGCAACAGCAGAUACUCUAAGCAAGGCAUCGACAAUGGUGUUCCGGAUCGGUACGGACGCCCACCUCUACGACGAUCCCGAUGACGUCAGCAUCGCUCCUCUUCUUGACAGCAAGUUCGACUCUGAAAAAUGCGAAGCUCUCAAGCGCCUGCUCGCUCUCAUCGCCCAGGGCUUCGAAGUCUCCAAUUUCUUCCCUCAGGUUGUUAAGAACGUAGCAUCGCAGUCAUUGGAAGUGAAAAAGCUGGUUUACUUAUACCUGCUGCAUUAUGCUCAAAAGCGUCCGAAUGAAGCAUUGCUAUCGAUUAAUUACUUCCAGAAGGAUUUGGGGGAUCCAAACCCGUUAGUGAGGGCAUGGGCCCUGAGAACCAUGGCGGGGAUCCGUCUACAUGUUAUUGCACCCUUAGUUCUUGUUGCCGCUGGAAAAUGUGCUAGAGAUCCCUCUGUGUAUGUUAGAAAAUGCGCGGCCAAUGCUCUUCCUAAGCUGCACGAUUUGCGCCUUGACGAAAAUACCGCGGGGAUUGAAGAGAUUAUCGGAAUAUUGUUGAAUGACCAUUCCCCUUGUGUCGUUGGUGCUGCUGCUGCUGCUUUCUCUUCCGUUUGUCCGAAUAAUUUGUCUCUGAUUGGAAGAAAUUAUAAAAGGUUAUGCGAGAUUCUUCCUGAUGUUGAAGAAUGGGGUAAAAUAAUUUUAAUCGGGAUCCUUUUGCGCUAUACAAUUGCGAGGCAUGGGCUUGUAAAGGAAUCCAUUAUGUUUUCUUUGCACAGUACAGAGAAUUCUCAAUCUGAAAAGGAUUGUUCAGACACCAACUCUGCGUUAGUGGAAGACAGCGGUGACAUGAGUGGUCGUUAUCAGUCUGAAUUAGCAAAUAUUGUAUCCCGUUGUUAUAUUGAAGGACCAGCUGAAUAUUUAUCACGAUUAAGUCUCAUGAAUAAAGAUGCAUCUGAAUGUAAUUAUGCCCGUUUUACAUCUGGAAAGAACAAUGAUGAUGUGAAGAUCCUGCUGCAGUGUACAUCCCCAUUGUUAUGGAGUAAUAAUAGUGCAGUUGUACUAGCAGCUGCUGGUGUACACUGGAUUAUGGCACCCAUAGAGGAUUUGAAAAGAAUUGUUAAGCCGCUCUUGUUCGUUCUAAGAUCAUCUAAUGCCUCAAAAUAUGUGGUUUUAUGUAACGUUCAAGUGUUUGCAAAAGCAAUUCCUUCACUCUUCUCUCUGUACUUUGAAGACUUCUUUAUAUGCUCUUCAGAUUCAUAUCAAAUUAAGGCUUUGAAACUGGAUAUACUGGCUUACAUUGCUACAGAUUCAUCAAUUUCAUUUAUACUCAAAGAAUUUCAGGAUUAUAUUAGAGAUCCAGACAGGAGAUUUGCUGCUGAUACUGUUGCUGGAAUUGGCAUAUGUGCGCAGCGACUUCCAGAAAUGGCAAACACAUGCUUAGAAUUUUUAUUGGCUUUGACCAGACAGCAACUUAUGACUGGUGAGUUCGGGUCUGUGGAUGGUGAAGCAGAUAUUUUGAUUCAAGCAAUAAUGUCUAUUAAAUCAAUCAUUCAGCAAGAUCCACCCAGUCAUGAAAAGGUUAUUAUUCAGUUGGUUCGUAGUUUAAAUUCAAUAAAGGUGCCUGCUGCACGGGCUAUAAUUGUUUGGAUGGUGGGGGAGUAUAACUCUUUAGGUGAUCUCAUCCCAAAGAUGUUAGCUACAGUACUCAAGUAUCUUGCAUGGUGCUUUACUUCAGAAGAGUUGGAAACAAAGCUUCAAAUUUGUAAUACUACUGUUAAGGUUUUAUUGCAUGCAAAAGGGAAUGAUCUGUUGACUAUAAAAAAAGUUUUAAUCUAUGUGCUGGAAAUGGCCAAAUGCGACUUAAACUAUGACAUUCGUGAUCGAGCUCAUUUCUUAAGGAAAAUUCUGUCUACUUAUUUAGAUUCUCGAGGUCUGGAGGAGGAAACCAAUUGUCUGGCCCAGCAUAAAGAUAGUUCAUGUGUCCUAGCAGAAUGCUUAUUUCGAGGACAAAAAAAACCAAUGUCACGUGAGCCCAUUGAUCACCGUUUUUACCUUCCUGGCUCUUUAUCACAGAUAGUACUUCAUGCUGCUCCAGGGUAUGAACCUCUCCCAAAGCCCUGUAGUUUGCGCUGUGAUGGCCUCAAAAUGAAUGAAUUUGGAGAGGGAGUCACUAAUGGUGAUCCAUAUGUUACAGACAACGAGGACUCAGAGUCUGAAUUUUUGGAUGAGGAAAAUGCUUCUAGUUAUAGUUCACAACACUCUGAUAUGGAUUCAAGUGGCAGUGGUGGCAGUGGUGGCAGUGAAGAGGCUGGUUCUGCAAAUGAAGGCGAUGAAAAUUCUCAUCCCUUGAUUCAAUUUUCAGAUGUUGGAAAUGCUAAUGAAAAGAAAAAUAUAGCUUCUCAGUCUGCUUCUGAUUUUGGGGAAUUGUUGUCAAAUAGAGCUUUAGAAUCAUGGUUAGAUGAGCAGCCUGGUUUUUCAAGCACGAAUACUUCAGAACAAAUUCAAGUCCGUAGAUCUUCAGCAAGAAUCUCCAUUGGUGAUAUUGGAGGUCAAGUUAAACCUAAAAGCUAUGCACUCUUGGAUCCUGUGAAUGGAAACGGCUUAAAGGUUGACUACUCAUUUUCAUCUGAGAUUUCAAGCAUCUCUCCUCUGUUUCUAUGUAUAGAAGUUUCCUUCAAGAACUGUUCAAAGGAAACCGUGUCUGAUAUUACUUUGGUUGAUGAGGAAUCUGGCAAAGGCGUGGAUUCUGUAGACCAAGCUUCGGGUUCACGUGAAAGCUCAACAACACCUGAAAAUAAUGAGCCAAAUCUAGUUUCUGUAGAAGAGAUCGCUUCUCUAGAACCUGGUCAGGCAAUGACAAGAACCAUCCAGGUUCGCUUUCAUCACCACCUCUUGCCUCUAAAACUGACCUUAUAUUGUAAUGGCAAGAGGCAUCCUGUUAAGUUGCGGCCUGACAUUGGAUACUUUGUAAAAGCUCUUCCUAUGGAUGUUGAAGCCUUCACAAAAAAGGAGUCUCAUCUGCGAGGAAUGUUUGAAUGUGUAAGAAGGUGCACCUUCACUGAUCAUAUCAAGGAGUUGGACAAGGACAAGGGUGACAAUUCAUUGGUAGAAGACAAAUUUCUCGUAAUAUGCCGAAAUCUUGCACUGAAAAUGCUUAGCAGCGCAAAUCUUCAUCUUGUAUCUGUUGAUUUGCCAGUCGCAGCGAACCUCGAUGAUGCAACAGGUUUGUGCUUACGAUUCAGCAGCAAGCUUUUGAGCACCUCUGUUCCCUGCUUGAUCACCAUCACCGUUGAAGGUAGAUGUUCUGAACCAUUGGAAAUGUCAGUUAAAGUAAACUGCGAAGAAACUGUAUUCGGGCUGAAUCUGCUGAACAGGAUCGUGAAUGUAUUGGUUGAGCCCUCUCAUGCCCAUGAGUAGUUUCUAAGAUGCUUGGAAACGAAUAAUUAAAUUUGGAAAGAAAAUAGGAAAUCCGCUCGUUAUUCUACAUGUAUUACUGCAUUUGUUUAUGUAUUGCAAGUGUUCUGGCUCUCCAGAUGUUUAAUGCAUUGUUUGUACAGUUGGCAAAACCUCUGUAAUUUAAAUCAAUGGGACACAAAAGUUCAUGUAAAUAAUUCAAAUCCAUCUAGAUCAAAACCUUCUGUGA